Molecule: messenger RNA, 1350 nt
Organism: Symbiodinium sp. CCMP2456
Lineage: Eukaryota; Dinophyceae; Suessiales; Symbiodiniaceae
Source: the annotation of a GenBank genome assembly
GAGUUGUCGCAAGAACUCUCGAAUUUGGAAGAGCAUGUUGUGAGGUCCAGUAAUUGGCUGGGCACGUUGCAAAGCACACUUGUGAAGGUCAGCAAAGGUGACCUACUACUCAGGCAAGCCGAGGUCGCUAUGGACCUGCUUGCAGGCUCCGGCCACAUGCUAGAGGUGCAAUUCGAUGGAGAGACCGGUUUUGGCAGCGCGGUCACACAGUCUUUCUAUGUCGAGGUGAGCAUGGCCUUGCAAGAUCGAGAAAUGAAUCGCCAGCUUCCUCUCUGGGUGGAGGACGACGGCUCCUCAUGCACGCCUUAUCUCCUUAGCCGUCGCGGACUUUUGAUCCGACCGCUGCCCGAGGGCGCGCUCAGGGAGGCAGCCUGCCAGAGGUUCCGCUUCUUGGGGCGCUUGAUGGGCCACGCCCUUCGGGAUGGCUUCAUUGCGCCGUUGCCUUUGACAGAGGAGUUUUUCUCCUUGGUCCUUGGCCACAGCCUAGGCCGGAAACAUCUCCCGCGCCCGGGCGCUGGCGUGGCCGGCGAACUCCUAGGUGCUCUGGCGAAAUUUGCCGAGCACAUCUCGCACGGACAGAAGGAGGGGAGAGGAGAUGCUUGGUGCCAGGAAGAGGCAGCGAGACCAGACUUUACAAGUCGGUUCUUGGCUUCCGACCCAGGCAGUGCUGGCAUCGACAGCAAAGUGGAAGAGACGGAAUCGCUUGGCCAGCAGCUGUCACUAGAUGACUACUUGAAAUUGCUGGGCGUUAGCUUCCUCGAAACAGGGCUGAGUGGCGCAUCCUUGCGCCCCGGCGGCGAGAACAUUCCGGUCACACUGGAUAAUCUCGACGAGUUCCUGGACCAGGUCACGACCUUUUGGUUCGACACCGGAAUCCGGGCCCAGGUGGAUGCAUUCCGAGCAGGCCUCAAUGAGAUUUUGCCUGUUCAAUGCCUAGCAGCCUUUAGACCAGCAGAGCUCCGACAGAUGUUCUGCGGGGAGGACCGCGUCGAGUGGGAUGAGAGGGCUUUGCUAAAGCAUCUCCGUCCUGCCGGUGGUCUCUCAGGCGGCUCACAGCUUUUCACUCACCUCGUUUCUGUCCUGCUCGAGAUGGACCAGGCCAACCGAGCUCGAUUUUUAGAUUUUGUCUCGUCUUGCCCGAGGCUUCCCCCAGGUGGAAUUGCAAACUUCCACCUGGACGUCUUCCCAGAUCCGCAAACUGGUUCCAGGAAGGGGUUCCCCCGUUCGCGGGCCUGCGCAAAUCAGUUGUACUUGCCGCCCUACUCCUCGAAAGAGGAAUUGCGGGAAAGAUUGUUCGAGGCCAUGCAUUGUUCCGUGGGCCACCAUGAGCAGAAGAUGCGAGACGCCUGA